GCGGUGACGACCUCCCCACGAGAACAUGCCUCUCGCAAAAGAUCUCCUUCAUCCCUCUCCGGAGGAGGAGAAGAGGAAGCACAAGAAGAAGCGCCUGGUGCACAGCCCCAAUUCCUACUUCAUGGACGUGGAGUGCCCAGGAUGCUAUAAAAUCACCACGGUCUUUAGCCAUGCACAGACGGUAGUUCUGUGUGUUGGCUGCUCCACUGUCCUGUGCCAGCCUACAGGAGGGAAAGCAAGGCUCACAGAAGGAUGUUCUUUCAGGAGGAAGCAGCACUAACAGUACCCUCAGUCAAGAUGAGUGGGAAGCCAUCCCAAUAAACACAUUUUGGAUAUA
Molecule: messenger RNA, 337 nt
Organism: Octodon degus (degu)
Lineage: Eukaryota; Metazoa; Chordata; Mammalia; Rodentia; Octodontidae
Product: 40S ribosomal protein S27-like
Exons: 1
Coding region: 26-280 (84 amino acids)
Biological process (GO): translation; ribosomal small subunit assembly
Cellular component (GO): cytosolic small ribosomal subunit; ribosome
Molecular function (GO): RNA binding; structural constituent of ribosome
Source: RefSeq, a predicted model, not a curated record